This is a messenger RNA of Caenorhabditis bovis, 2166 nucleotides long. NCBI's taxonomy places the organism in Eukaryota, Metazoa, Nematoda, Chromadorea, Rhabditida, Rhabditidae. The record is from the annotation of a GenBank genome assembly.
AUGGACACACCCGGUGGUUUCACCGGCAACGAAGCCCAACCGACCGUUGUGCUUCGUUACGGCCGAAUUCGCGAAACUGUGGGUCUCAUACGGAAUGAGCAGAUGCUCGAUUUUUUGUUCGACGUCGCACGUCAAAUUGUCGAGAAACGCGAGAGUCUCGAUGGGCGGCAAAUGUAUUUGUUUCGACACGACUACAACUCGCCGACACUCCUUCAUCCGAUAUCAUCGCCGACGCAGAUUGUGAGUACGCAACGGCGCAAUCAUGGAAGUAUUAUCGAAAUUAUUACAGUUGAUCGUUGUGAACCGGCAGCGGCACCACAUUCGGUUGAGCCUGAAACCUAUAUGAGGCCGACAUUCUGCGAUUAUUGCGGGGAGAUGCUGACAGGUUUUAUACGACAAGGGGUCAAGUGCAAACAAUGCGGAGGCAACUAUCAUAAGCGGUGCAGCAAUGCGGCGAGGAAUAAUUGUCCAGUCGUUGCGUCGUCGUCAACAUCACGUCCACCAGUCGUGCCGCCGUCUCCACAAUCACCGACUUUUCCAGUUGCAGCGCUUUCAACGCCAUCCGGGCUUCCACACACUUUAAUCGAACAUAAUUAUCGACAAUUCACGGUUUGCAAAGUUUGCGAUCAUUUGUUAGUUGGUCUAGUCAAACAAGGCCUUAAAUGUCGAGAUUGUGGGGUAAAUGUACAUCGAAAAUGUGCCAUUGAAUUGGAAUCAAAUUGCGUUUUAGCAGAUAAUGCAAUAUCUAGAGUGAAUAUGAGCGACACUGAACAAAUGGAAGGAAGCAGUACAGAUAAUAUUCCGCUGUUCAGAUUGCCAGGUCAAGUGCGUGCCAGCGAAAAGAAGCAUCUCGAAGGAUGGAUGAUGCAUUUCGUCUUAACAGAUCCCGAGCGCCGUCUCAAACAUUAUUGGAUGCUCGUGAACAACGCGAUUCAUAUGUACAAUGAGUAUAACGAGGGAAUCGGCGUCAAUCCGAAUCGCGUCUACAAAAUUAUUCCACUAGCCGAGAUUGUCUCAGUCGUCACCAACAAUGGAAAAUCGGUGUUGGCCAAACAUCCGCCGCAUUGUUUCGAGAUCCGAACGACGAACCAAAUUGUGUAUUGCGUUGGCGAGGACUAUCACGCGUUUUCCGGUGGUCCGCCGAAAAAAAUUCCGAGGAGUAUGAGCGCGAGGCCAAUGUCAAACACGAAUAUGUGGUUUCAAUUCAUCAAGGAAUCGUUGCAACCGCCGUCGCGAACCGAAGAUAAUACGGAACAGGCGCUGGAAUUUGCGAAUUUGUAUCAAGUUUUGAGCGAUAAAACAUUAGGAAGCGGUCAAUUCGGAACCGUCUAUUCGGCGAUUCAAAGGCAUUCGGGGAAAGAAGUCGCCGUUAAAGUGAUCUCAAAAGAGCGCUUCUCGAAAAAAGGCAGCGGCGCUGAGUCGAUGAGAGCCGAGGUGGCGAUUCUUCAACAAACGUGCCAUCCGGGAAUUGUGCGUCUCGAGUUCAUGUGCGAGACGAAAGACAAAAUAUUCGUUGUGAUGGAGAAGAUGAACGGCGAUAUGCUCGAAAUGAUAUUGUCGCAAGAAUUGGGACGACUCAAUUCGAGAGAGACGAAAUUCUUGCUGGUUCAGAUUUUGUCGGCAUUGAAAUACCUUCAUGAUCAGGGAAUCGCCCAUUGCGAUUUGAAGCCGGAGAACGUGCUCCUUUCGGACAUGCAUUCGAAUUUUCCGCAAACGAAAAUCUGCGAUUUCGGCUACGCGCGCUUCAUUCCCGAAUCGCAGUUUCGCAAGACCGUUGUCGGCACGCCGGCCUACCUACCGCCGGAGGUCUUACAACGAAAAGGCUACAACAAAUCGUUGGAUAUGUGGUCGGUUGGUGUCAUCAUCUAUGUGACGCUUUCGGGAACAUUUCCGUUCAAUGAAGGCGAAGAGGUCGCCGAGCAGAUUCAGAAUGCCUCGUUCAUGUUUCCAAAUGAUCCAUGGUCGGAAGUCGAUCCGUUGGCGAUUGAUUUGAUUCAGCAGCUUCUGAAAGUUGAAAUUGAAGCUCGGAUAUCCAUCGAGAAAUGUCUUGAUCAUGAAUGGCUCAAAGGAGAGCAAUUGUACAGAGAUUUAAGGGACCUUGAAAUUCGGCUAGGCGGACCAAGGUACCUAACCAGCGAACAAGACGACGUACUGUAUGGUCGAUGA